CCCCCCAUAUCAGCGCAAUCCAUCUUUCACGUCUCUGCCCGGCCUUGGUUAUUUGCAUUCACGUUGCAGAGAUACUAGCGCAAGAACAAUACAACUGGCUUCUACCACCCGCGAAUUCCCUUGCAGCUACCAAAGCCUAGACGACUGCCACAAUGGCAGCCAGCAAAGCGUCCCGCAUCGGGGAAGAAAUCUGGAAAACUCGCAUCGAUAAAGUGAAUGCCGAGCUGGUGACGCUCACGUACGGAACCAUCGUUGCGCAGCUAUGCAAGGAUUUCGAAGACGACUACCCAGAGGUCAACCGACAACUUGACAAGAUGGGUUACAACAUCGGUCUGCGACUCAUCGAAGACUACCUGGCAAAGUCAAAUACAAUGAAACGAUGCUCUCAUUUUCGGGAAACCGCAGACAUGAUAUCGCGGGUUGGAUUCAAAAUAUUCUUGAAUAUUACACCGCAAGUGACAAACUGGACAGCCGACAACAACUCAUUCUCCCUGGUAUUUGACGAGAAUCCGUUUGCCGACUUUGUCGAGCUCCCAGACGAUGGAAGGGCGCAGAACGAGCUCUGGUACUCCAACAUUUUGUGUGGAGUGUUGAGAGGCGCAUUGGAGAUGGUUCAGAUGCAGGUGGAAGCGCACUUUAUCAGCGACGUCCUAAGGGGGAACGACACUACAGAAAUGCGGGUAACGUUGAUACGCUACAUCGACGACGAGCUGCCGCCGGAAGACGAUUGAUAGAAUGACGAGCAUGUGUCGGGCCAGAUUAACGAGGUGAGAGGCCAAGCCAUGUGCAGGAAAUGCCAGAGCUAGCAUUUGACCGCGGGGCUUUUCCUUUUCCUCUUCCGUUCUUCAAAGGGAAUCCUUUUGCCGCGGCCCCCUGGUGAUGGCCGGUCCGAUCCCACUGCCGUCAGAGAAAUUACGGGGAAUGAAAGCAGUAUGAUACCCAUAGAUAGCCGAGCUGUCUGUCUGUACACUUUGAUCAAGCCAUUGCGAAUAAUUACGGCAUAAUCCCGAUGGGUAUCUGUCAGUAAAGGAACGGGAUGGAUAACCGAAUGUCCAUCUGUACCUAUGAAUAGUUUACCGAGCUGCUAGCACAUGGUGCCGCGGACAAGUAUGGAGCCUGAUGGCUGCGCUGUUUGCUUCCACUUGCAGCAUCAAUGAUUUAAAGUUCAGCAACAUUCAU
Molecule: messenger RNA, 1179 nt
Organism: Trichoderma atroviride IMI 206040
Lineage: Eukaryota; Fungi; Ascomycota; Sordariomycetes; Hypocreales; Hypocreaceae
Biological process (GO): intra-Golgi vesicle-mediated transport; endoplasmic reticulum to Golgi vesicle-mediated transport
Cellular component (GO): cytosol; cis-Golgi network membrane; TRAPP complex
Source: RefSeq, a predicted model, not a curated record